AUGGAAGUAGAAAAUAAAUUAUUGAUGUUUGUUAUGAAAAGUUUUCCAAGAUUCUUAGAAAAUAAAACUCAACAAAAGCUUCAAUUUGAAAGCAAAGCUAACUCCAGCAGAAUCCAUGAGUGUCAUAGCCUUAAUAUGACAGAUGACAGAGAAAGAGAAAGGAGAGAAAGAAAACAGAGAUGA
Clunio marinus is the source of this 183-nucleotide messenger RNA. The record is from the annotation of a GenBank genome assembly. Lineage: Eukaryota; Metazoa; Arthropoda; Insecta; Diptera; Chironomidae.